UCGAAUAUCAGAAAAAAUACCGCACAAAUAUUUCGAUCGUGAUUCCUCUGAAUGGGAUUCCUAAACGAAUGUGGAUUGGAAACUCUCGAACAGAAAUUGGGGCACGAAAAAGCGCAGAUACUGAUCGACAGAUACAAAAAGACAAGUGUUACUUUUUGUUGGAAAAUGGGUGGCAAAGGCCCUUUGAGACUCUUGUCACUUGGCGGUGUCAGGGUGCAAACGACUCUUCGAGAUUGUUUAACGUUCAAGUCUUUCAAGCUGCAAGUGACCCUUCGAGAUCACUUGACAUUCAAGGCUUUCAAGCUGACCUGACAGCCGGAUGGGGAUUUAUGCUCAUUGUUAAAUAUUUAAAAAGAGAGGUUCCGAUUUCCGAUAAUCAAGAUGAUGGCAAAGUCCCUACGCGGAUGAGAAUUGAUGAUUAUUUCCUUGUUCAUGGUGCCCCUUUGCAUGAUCAACAACCAAGAACUCCCGAACAUCAAAUAUAUCCAUCAGGUAUUAGGUCCCCUUGGAUCCAAAAGGUAAUUAUGUUUGCGCUAUUAGACUCCAAACAAACGGAACUAUCAUAUAGAGAAAAUUUUGUCAACCCUAUUAUUGCGAAAUUGUUCGAUAAUGUAAUGAAUAUUAUUCGAGUGAAAACAUCAUCAAUUGUACAAGCAUUAUUGUUAGAUGUACACGCCAAAGGCAGAAAAUUUAAUGUCAUUAUUUUAAAGCGUGUUUUAAUUGGUAAAAAACUUUUGAAACGUUUGAUGGAUGAAACUCACUCAUUUAUGUCUAAUGGAGCACUUUAUUCUCAAGUUGGCACUGCAAUGGUGGCAAUGAUGGCAAAAGAGAAGAAUAUUCCGGUCAUUGUUUGUUGA
Messenger RNA from Diversispora eburnea, 857 nucleotides. The record is from the annotation of a GenBank genome assembly. Lineage: Eukaryota; Fungi; Glomeromycota; Glomeromycetes; Diversisporales; Diversisporaceae.